AUGGAGCAGCUACUUCGAAGGGGUCAGGAAUACUGCUUUGAUUGCUGUUCACAGAGAUUAUUCAGGAUUUCCCGUUUUGGUUGCGUGUUCGAGUGCCGUUGCCCUGACGGAAUUCUUAACGUGCAAUCUGUUCUUCGUGAUUACGUUGCAGAGUUGAAUGAGGGGGAAAGGUUCAUCGAAUUUGUCCCCGUUAUAUCGGGUCGGAUUUCCACACAUAACUGCAAAAUAGCGCAAGUGGAAAUCGAUUUUACCAACAGAUGUGUUCGCUUAGGUUUCAUGAAUAUGACUACCUCAGCUUCCCUUCAAAUUAUGAAAGAGCUGCCACUUAGUUUGAGCGAGUCGACAAUGAUACAAGAGGGCUGCUUUCGAUACUCCAUUGACUCACUGGAUCUCCUUCUGCAUGAGCUUAGGAUGUUAUCGGGUGAGAGCGGAAACCGUCUCCACGUCAAUGAGCCUUCAAGAGUUUGCAGGGAAGCGAUAUCAACCGUUAAAGAAAACAAAGCUGUCCAUUUACCGGAUCUUCUGCCACCAAAACUUAUGGCUGCGUUACACCGGCAUCAGGUGGAUGGGAUUUGUAAAGCGUUGUCAUUCGGUGGCCGGGCCAUGUUUGCUGACGAAAUGGGUGUUGGUAAAACCCUUCAAGCCAUUGGAACCUUGGCCGCCUUGAACGCCUUUCCAGCACUUAUUGUCUGCCCUGCCGCGUUGCGGCACAUGUGGGCGGACGAGUUGGAGAAAUGGCUCAUGGAUGUUCUGAACAUGGACGAUAUUCGCGUUAUUACUUCCUCGAGUGACUUCCUUUCCCGCAGUGAUGAACCUAAGGUUGUUGUCACAAGUUUUCAUAUGGUUUCCUUGUUGGCCAACCACAUGAAGAGUCGUCAAUGGAGCUCCCUAGUCGUCGAUGAAAGCCAUAUUCUCCAUACUUCAGUUGACGCUUCCUGUGAUGCACACUACACCACCCUGUUGUGUGAACUCGGAAGGCGAACAAAGUAUUGUUUGCUUCUCACCGGGACUCCCUCGCUGUCGACCCCUUUUGACCUUUUCAACCAGGUUGAUACGGUCUGUCCCGGUUUGCUUGGCUCUUCAAGGUUCGAAUUUGCUUUGCGAUACUGUCGUAUUGAGUUCUCACCAUAUUUUAGGACAUUUGAGUGUACGCGAAGUACCGAAUUGCAUUCAUUGCUAAACGCAACCUGCAUGAUUCGUCGGCUUAAAUCGGAAACAUUAGUUGAUUUGCCAACGAAACAACGAGUUAUUUUGCGUAUUCCAACUGAUGCAAUCAGGGGUCAGAAGAACAAGUCCCUCUUCCAAAAGGUUUAUUCGGAUAAUUGGAUUGAAAGUCGUGAAAAAAUACUAGACAUUGUUGACCUUUUGCUUUGCAAGCAUGGAAAAAUUGUGCUUUUUGCACAUCAUCUUAAUCUUUUGGAUUGCCUGACGACUUACGUAAACGAUAAGAAGGUUACAUGGAUACGUAUCGAUGGAGGGACUCCCAUGAACUCGAGAGUGGAACUGCUCUCACGUUUUAAUGAUGGGGACGUCUCUGUAGCGCUUGUCGGGAUCACUGCUUGUGCGGUUGGAGUUCGGUUGACAGGUGCUUCCUGCGCGUUGUUUGCGGAACUUCCGCCCGACAUCGGUUGGAUGCAGCAAGCGGAAGAUCGGCUUCACCGCCCUGGGCAGAAAAAUCAUGUCAUUCUGUAUUACAUUAUAAGUACGGGAUCCUUCUUUGAUGGGGCCCAGUUUUCGCGUCUUUCUCGAUCUUUUCAAGCAGUGAGGCGCAUUACCGAUGGUGUGAAGCUGUCGUUAGAUGCAAGCUACCUAAGUGGCACUGCGCCUGUACAUAAUGCGUUACUAGAGGAAGAAGCCACUCCGUCUGCGGGACAUCCAGCCCCCUCCUUUUUGGACAUAUCAGGGUUAUCGGCACCCCUUCUCUUCCGUAUCAGCCACAACACAGGUCGAAUUCAUGUGGUUCAUGAAGGCAAGCAUCUAACGAGUUUGUCGACUCAGGAGGCACAGCAGUACUGGCGGCAUGAUGGUGAGUUUCCAAGGCAGCUGAGGGAUUACUUGAGCCAUGUCGAUAUGUUAUCUCCUGUUGAACGGCGGAGACUGCGGACGGCUGCCGCCUGGCUUCCAUCUAACUUUACGUGGCGUCCGGUGAGAGCACCUCGGAAAACAGUUGUCCGUUACGCCAAGAGCGACAUUCUCUUGGGCAGGGUGUUUUUCUGGAAGGUAGUGAAACGCAAUUUCCCCGAGCGCACUUACGGGGCAUUGCUAGUCCCUUUAGAAACUCAUUUUCUGCCGGUGUGUUUGGAGUGCGACAGUACGCUGGUAGCUUCGGAGUUCAUUUCACCAGGCAGCGUCGUGCGUAUAGACGAUGAUACCCGGAUGUUUUGUAGCGGUGCCUGCCGCGGGGUAUUCUUUAUCAAACGGUCCAGCUCUGCAGCCCGCAGGGGCGUUCAGGAGGUAGACAAAGGUAUCUGUUCGGUUUGUCAGGUGGAUUGUGAACUGCUUUAUUCUUUAGCAGUCGCUGCGACUAGUCGAAGUGAACGGGAAGAUAUACUUGACAGGUUGCACCCCCAACUUCGACAGCACCCUGUGCUUUUUAACCGAAUUGUUGAGCACCCUACUCCGGGGAGCAUCUGGAAUGCAGAUCACAUACUAGCCGUAUCCCAAGGAGGGGGAUCUUCUGAUUUAGACAACCUACAGACACUUUGCGUUGCUUGCCACGCGGACAAAACGGUAAGUGAGGCCAGGGUUGGUUACAAGGCUGUCGCAGAAAAGGUUCCGCGCACCACGGUAAACUUGGCCAGCCUACACUUCCUUUCCCGAGGCGUGCGCCGCGUGACAUCUGCGUGCCCCACCGUCUAG
This is a messenger RNA of Trypanosoma brucei brucei TREU927, 2859 nucleotides long. Its product is annotated as SNF2 DNA repair protein, putative. Gene Ontology annotation, biological process: DNA repair; replication fork processing. Gene Ontology annotation, molecular function: ATP binding; ATP-dependent chromatin remodeler activity; nucleic acid binding. The transcript has a single exon. The record is from RefSeq and is a predicted model, not a curated record. Gene Ontology annotation, cellular component: nuclear replication fork. The coding region runs from base 1 to 2859 and encodes 952 amino acids. NCBI's taxonomy places the organism in Eukaryota, Euglenozoa, Kinetoplastea, Trypanosomatida, Trypanosomatidae.